AUGAUAACGAAUGAUGAACCUAAUCAAGUGUUUGAAAAUGAGGUAUUAUUAACAGUAGAUUCAUUUGGAGAACGGUUUUUAAUUGAGAAUAGAGAAAAUUCUUUGUUUCGAUGUAUUCGACCGAAUUAUGUGGAGUUUGUAUUCACAAGACAAGUAUUUGAUUAUAGAAUGUUUAUGACGAAUUUAUAUACUUUCAAUGAAUUGAUACUGACUGAGAAAUAUCCUCGUGUUCAAGAGUAUUUUGCGACUAAGAUUCUUCAAUUAAGUUUCUAUAUUGAUGCUAAUUUAAUGAUGAUUGAAAACCCGGAUUCAUUAACUACUAUAAUCCUUAAGAAUUUAUUGGAUUUGAGUAGAAAUGAUCUACUUGUUAAUAAAGUAAAGAAAAUGACAAUAAGAGGCACCGAUAUUGGAAAUAUAUACGUCCCCCAGUGGACUAGAUUAUUUAGAAGAUUUAAAUCACUAGAAUAUUUGGACAUACUGCAGAAUCUUCUCCAGAAUAAUCAUGAUGGAUGUAUUGAUGUUUGGGGAAUAGAGAAAAGACUUCCUGAUUAUUUACAAGUAUUACAUCUAGAUUGGAAUUUCUUUACACAUAUAUCCAAAGACAUGUUAAUUCAAUUACCCCAACUGCUUAAAAUCUUGCUGCUUAAUAAUAAUGAGAUUGAAAUUAUAGAAAUAUGUUCAAUUGGUGAAUUAUUGCCAAAUCUUAUAGAAUUGGAUUUGAAACAUAAUCAUCUUUCGUUUAUUUCUCCUGAAAUAUUUCUGGACUGUAAGGGUGAUUUUGUGUUACAUCUUGAAGCAAAUAAAUUGGAUCCUGCCAAUCUUGAAGAUGUACGACGAAUGGCAAACAAAAACGGAUUUAAAGUAGUGUAUUAG
This is a messenger RNA of Hemisphaericaspora subhashii, 873 nucleotides long. RefSeq lists its product as uncharacterized. The transcript has a single exon. Gene Ontology annotation, molecular function: protein binding. Bases 1 to 873 code for a protein of 290 amino acids. NCBI's taxonomy places the organism in Eukaryota, Fungi, Ascomycota, Pichiomycetes, Serinales, Debaryomycetaceae. The record is from RefSeq and is a predicted model, not a curated record.